GUCAGUGGUCACUCUGCGUGUAUCCCUUCCCAUUUCCAGUGAAAUCAAAGCCAAAGCCCUAAAAUUGUAAUCCCUAAAAUCAAACCCCUAACUCAGACGCUCACUGCUCAGUACCUCGCGACGCAGCCGACGGCCUCACGCCUGCGACGUACGUAUCCGGCGGUCGCAUCUCCUUGGCUCCUCACCGGCGUUCAAUACUCCUUCGUCUCCUCGGCUCCUCACCAGCGAAGUGCGAAGACUGCGAACUGCUCAGGCUAUGGAUGUGGAUGAGGAAAAUUCUGUGGAACCUACAGAGACUUCUUCUGUUAUUACUGAUAAUCAGAAUGUAGCUUCUGCCCUGGGUGCAAUUUCACUUCAACCAGUUCAACCACUUGCACCACCCGUAAUCAUACCUCCUAUUGCACCUGCCAUUGCUCCAAGACCUGUAGUUGCUCCGCCUCUGGCACCUCUCCCUGUUCGACCAUCAGUCCUUAAGCCUCCUUCAGUGACACAGAAUGGAGACAUGCGAGCUAGUGAUUCAGAUUCUGACCAUGAUGAAUCAGGAUCAGGUGCAAUGGCUGGCUCUACUCAAGAAUAUGAGAUUUCUGAAGAGAGCAGACUGGUGAGAGAGAGACAAGAAAAAGCCAUGCAGGAGCUUCUUUUGAAGCGAAGAGCUGCUGCUCUGGCAGUCCCUACAAAUGACAUGGCUGUUCGAGCUCGUCUUCGUAGACUUGGUGAACCCAUAACCUUUUUUGGGGAAAGGGAAAUGGAAAGACGAGAUCGACUGCGAGCACUUAUGGCGAGACUUGAUGCAGAAGGGCAGCUGGAAAGACUGAUGAAAGCUCACGAGGAUGAAGAAGCUUCAGCUUCUGCUGCACCCACUGAGGAGGAGGAGAUUCAAUACCCAUUUUAUACUGAGGGAUCAAAAUCUCUUUUACAGGCCCGAAUAGAAAUUGCAAAGUACUCUAUUCUGAAGUCAGCCUUGCGUCUUGAUCGUGCUAGGAGAAAAAGGGAUGAUCCUGAUGAAGAUUUGGAUGCUGAAAUAGAUUUGGCUUUAAACCAGGCAGGAAGCCUGGUCCUUGAUUGCAGUGAAAUUGGAGAUGAUCGACCACUUUCUGGUUGCUCACUAUCACAUGAUGGUGAGAUGCUUGCCACCUGUGCUCUGAAUGGAGUUGCAAAAUUGUGGAGCAUGCCUCAAGUACAGAAGGUUUCUACCCUUAAGGGGCACACCGAGCGAGCUACUGAUGUUGUAUUCUCUCCCACAUCCAAUCAUCUAGCAACUGCAUCUGCUGAUCGAACUGCAAGGUUGUGGAAUGCAGAAGGGUCUCUUUUGAGGACAUUUGAGGGCCAUUUGGAUCGUCUAGCCCGGAUUGCCUUCCAUCCAUGUGGAAAGUACUUGGGCACAACUAGCUUUGACAAGACUUGGAGAUUAUGGGAUGUAGAAACUGGUGAAGAAUUGCUUCUUCAAGAAGGUCACAGUAGGAGUGUAUAUGGACUAUCUUUUCACCAUGAUGGUUCCUUAGCUGCAUCUUGCGGACUAGAUGCUCUUGCUCGUGUUUGGGAUCUUAGGACAGGAAGAAGCAUUCUUGCUUUCGAAGGCCAUGUUAAACCUGUUCUAGGUAUCAGUUUUUCUCCUAAUGGGUAUCAUUUAGCUACUGGUGGUGAAGAUAAUACUUGCCGAAUUUGGGACCUAAGGAAGAGAAAAUCCCUUUACACAAUACCUGCUCACUCUAAUCUCAUCUCUCAAGUUAAGUUUGAACCCCAGGAAGGAUACUUUUUGGUGACUGCUUCAUAUGAUAUGACGGCUAAGGUGUGGUCAUCAAGAGAUUUUAAGCCAGUGAGGACACUAUCUGGGCACGAAGCCAAAGUUACAUCAUUGGAUGUUGGGGCAGAUGGACAAUUUGUUGCUACAGUUUCACAUGAUCGAACUAUAAAGCUAUGGUCUACCAAAAGCAGUGAAAAGGAAAAAGCAAUGGAUAUUGACUAGGAUGUAGAACUGAGAAGGGUAGUUGAAGAACAAUAUCUGAAGCAGCAAUGAGAAAAGGAUGGGCAUUUGGAUAGCAGCAUCAUCAACUGGUGAAGAACUGACUUGACUUUUAAUACAGUGCCCAAAGUGAGGGAAGUAUAUUUUCAGUUUCAGCGCACAACUGAUUGCUUUGUUUCCUGCCCAGUUAUUUCAAGUGACCUUGUGGACUGAAAUUAUUGGAUAUUAGUUGCAUAAUGGAUGCUGUUGGUUAAGUAUUGGAAGUAGCAACUUUGUAAUCAAAAGAAAAGAGUACUAUUUUUAUAAUGA
Messenger RNA from Ipomoea nil (Japanese morning glory), 2272 nucleotides. RefSeq names its product U4/U6 small nuclear ribonucleoprotein PRP4-like protein. Gene Ontology annotation, biological process: mRNA splicing, via spliceosome. Gene Ontology annotation, molecular function: protein binding; U4 snRNA binding; U6 snRNA binding. The coding region runs from base 257 to 1966 and encodes 569 amino acids. The record is from RefSeq and is a predicted model, not a curated record. Lineage: Eukaryota; Viridiplantae; Streptophyta; Magnoliopsida; Solanales; Convolvulaceae. The transcript has 6 exons. Gene Ontology annotation, cellular component: U4/U6 x U5 tri-snRNP complex.